AUGUGGUGGCAGUGCUUCAUUCUGCUCGGUUUGACAGGAAUUUGUCUUGGAACAGGUAAUGUUUUGAUGUAAUUCUUUAUUUAUUUCUGUCUUUUCAGAGAGAAAUACUGUUGUUUUGCUUGGAUCUGACACCCAGAACCAGUUUAAGCGAGUACUUUUGAAUCUUUUAGUUUCCGAAAUCGACGAUUCUCUUGAUUGUAAGUUGUUUGGCUCGGUUCUUUCCCAAUACAAUCUUAGUGUCAUAUGUCGUUGUCUCCGUGAAGUCUCCAAAAUUGAUGGAUUUGGACGUACUUUGACACUAAAAAAUCCAGUUUUCCUUGUAAUUUGAUGCCGAUGUUGCAUUUGCUUGACUAAAAACAAAAAAACAAGUCAUUCUUUUUUGUAUAUUUUUGUGCUUUUGGAAUUUUAAUUUUGAUUUAAUUUAAGACAAUGGCUACAGUUUUGUUGUGUAUCAAAACGAAAGGAAUUCUGAUCACCUGCGGUCAUUGGAGUCGCCUUUUAUCCGAAGAAUUCCCAUUGAUUGCGGUCAACUUACAGUAAUUCUGGCCACAAAGGGCACUGAUCAAAUGAGCUUAGAGGAGAUUCGAUUGUUUACUGAGAUUAUCUACCAAAUAAAUGGCGGCAUUGCGCUGAUUAAUGCCGGUAAGGGUUGCCGAGUUUUUAAUUAUGAAUUCUUUUUAAAUCCUUGACUUUGUCUUCCCUUUAGGCUCUCAGAACGUUCUUACCCAAACUGUGAUCGAGCAGAGUGUUUUCUGCUGGGGAACCGCCAGAAUUCGAGCAGAUUUGGCAGUUGGAGAGCAUCAAGUGCAACUAUGCAAUGGAAUCAAGGCCUCAGAGCUUUCCAUUCUGGAUAGCCGAAUGACUCCCUUGCAUGAGCACGUUGAUGAAAUCGCCCUUCCUUCGAUGAUCCAACAUCGCUUCUGGCCAAGCAUGUUUGCUUCCGCCGAACCAGCUAAUCAGAAGGCCAAAUCCAAACAUACAGAUCAGCCAAACGCUCGGAAGGAAAGGAUUUAUGGAAAAGACAAGAAAAAGGCAUCGUCUGACGGCCAACAGCACGUAGAAUAUAAGAAGGAAGAGAAGAAGAUUGAGAGGAAAAUAAAGAAAGAAAAGCCGAAGAAACAGGAAAUCAAAGAAGAAAAAGUCGAAAAAGUGGAAAACAAAUUGGAUUGUAAGUACAGAAAGAGUUGCUACGAAGGAAAGGAACCGCCCACUGCUGAAGAAAUAAAAAAACAACAUACGAAGAAGGUUACUAAUACAGUCAGCACCCAUGUUACGGUAAAUCAGCAGGCUUCAGAAGUCGACAAGAAGUUGGAAUGUAAAUACCGGACCUCUUGUUAUAAAAAUAAUGGGAUCCAGCUGUCCGAGGCCAACGAGAAAAAGGCUCAUCAGCAUAUUUUGACAUCAAAACACGGGGAGGUAGUGCACGCUCAGACGAAAGAAACAUUAAAAGCCGCAGCUGAGAAGGCGAUUAAAGAUGUGAAGAGACAAGAGAAAUACGCAAAGGAACAUCCAGCUGAACCCAAUUACGAGACAGUCUUAAGAGAAAGCCAUCGGAAGUUGAAGAGUAAAGAAGAAUGCAAGUAUCGAAAGUCAUGUUAUGAUACAGGGAUUCUGACAGAAGAUACGAUCAGAGGCAUUCAAUCGUCUCAGGCAGCUAUCCCUCAAUCACACACUCAUAUUGACGUCAAGGACCUAAAAGAAGACGAAGUAAAAUUGAAAUGUAAAUAUCGGAAGAGCUGUUACGAAACGGGAAACAUUGAUAUUGAUGACAAAAGACCUAAUCCCCCUCCAGUUUAUAUCCCGCCGGAAGAGAAACGUCACGUCAAUAUUGAGGAAUUGAAGGAAGAUGAUAAGAAAUUGAAGUGUAAAUACAGAAAGUCAUGCUACGAAACUGGGGAUUUGGAUCCUGAGGUUAUCAAGGCCGAGCAAAAGAAGUAUGUGGAGCCCCGUCGAAGCGAAGAGUUCCACAAACUAGAUGUCAUGGACAAAAAACUCAAGUGUAAAUAUAGAACAUCUUGUUACGAAAGCGGAGUGUUGCCGGAUUUGGAUGCGAAUUACGUGGAAGUGACGAUCGAAAAGCCCGCGGCCGAACAAAACGGUCAUUACAGUAAAGAACUUCGCUGCAAAUACAGGAAAUCUUGUUAUGACACGGGCCAUCUCAACGUCGAGAACGAACAGGAAACCCAAAUUCUCAACCAUGGUGAGCCCGUCCCAACUUCUAAGGCCGAGCUAAAAUUACGUUGUAAGUACCGGCCGAGUUGUUAUCAAAAAUUGGCACAGGAAGCGGGGGAGUAUGCGAAUUUGAUUGAAGGAAAUGAAGAUGACGAAAGUGAUGAAGAGGAAGAAGAAGAAGAUAGACAGGAUGUGGAGGCGAUUGUGGAGGAACCAGAGGACGAAGAUGAAGAAGCAGAGGAAACGGAUAAUGAUGAAGGGCCAUUAAUAGUCGAAAUUGAACAGAAUGAAAAGGAAGAAGAAACGCCCGAGGAAUCUGAUGAUACUCAAGCUGAAGAGGAAGUGAAGGAACCGGAAAACUCAGACGUUACUUUAGCAUCUUCAACCAAGAAAUCAAAGAAGUACAAGGUAGAGCCAAAAAUCGAGGGCGAACAAGUUCCAGAAAGACCAGAACACAUGAAAUUAAAAGAAAAGAAAGCUCCGGCUGAAGAAAAAGUGGAGGAAGAAAGACCAGCCAAGAAAGACGUGGAGAGGAUGAAGAAGAAUCCAGAUAAAAGGUUUGUCAGCAAAUUCAAAAAAGUGGGAAAUUAUGAGAAGCUCCCAAAAAAUGAAGAUGAGGAAGAAGAACACGUUGACGAAGAACUGAAUGAUGUGCCUCAAGAAGAUGAGGAAGAGGAAGAAGAAAACAAAGAAGAACUUAAUGAAGUGCUUCAAGAAGAUGAGGAAGAGGAAGAAGAAGUGGAGCCAACACCAGCAUUUGUUGCCAUUACACAAGACGAGGACAAAGAUUCAGAAGGUGGAGAAGAAGGGCAACAAAAUUACAAUGAUGACGAGUUUGCUCGACCUGCCGACCCGCUGCAGUGUAAAUACCGGAAAUCAUGUUAUCGUACUGGAGUUCUUGACUUGAGCCAUGUUCCCGUCUAUAUUAAUCCUUCAGAGACUUCUAAAUCCUCUAAAAAAUGGGAGGAAUUAAAAGAAUCGGAUAGAAAAUUGGCCUGCAAGUACCGUAAACACUGUUAUGACGCGGGAGUUCUGUCGGAAGAGCAUCUGGAGCAGCCUACUGUAUCCCAUAAAUAUGAUGACGGGGAGGAGAAAAGCGAAGCUGACCGUAAAUUGGAGUGUAAGUACAGAAAAUCAUGUUACGACGAGAAGAACGAGAAAUCUCAUAAAUCAGAUGAAAGAAAGGGCAAAGGCCAUAAAACGCCUAUGCUAGUGGUAGAUAACGUUCAAGAGAAACCAGACCAUGAUGACGACAAUGACAAGGACGACGACACGGACGACGAGAAACCCGAAAAUAAAACUGUCGACCCGAAUUCAAUCCCCAGAGAGGCUAGAUUGAUAUGCAAAUAUCGACAUUCGUGUUACAGUAAUGUUGAGGAGGUAGUGACAACCAAUCCAAAGAUGGCUAUGAAAAUGCGUGGGGAGAAGUGCAACACGUAUUGGAAGUCAUGCAGAGACAAAUUGGGCCUUCCUGUUAUUGAGAGGGCGCCCGUCGAUAAACAAGGACGGAAACUCUGCCGGAAGACAAAGAAGGAGUAA
Molecule: messenger RNA, 3711 nt
Organism: Bursaphelenchus xylophilus (pine wood nematode)
Lineage: Eukaryota; Metazoa; Nematoda; Chromadorea; Rhabditida; Aphelenchoididae
Source: the annotation of a GenBank genome assembly